UCUCCCCAGCGGGGAGGCUGUGGGCAGGGGGAGAGGGCGGCAGCCCCUCCCGCCCCCGGCCUCCCGCCAGCCGGCGCGGCGCCGUACCGAGGCAGGCCGCUGGGAGGCCGGCGCGGCGGGCGGACGGGGAGCUCUUAUUUUGACAGGGGCCGCGGCUCUGGAAUGAAGGCAGGAGCCGCCGGCGCGCCCGGCGCGGAGCGCAUUGGGGCCGGAGCGGAGCCAGCGCGGCGGGCCAGGCCCCGGCAGCGCAGCGGAGCCCGGGCAGGCGGCGCGCGCGGAGCCAGAGGCCGGACAUGCCCCGGGCGCGGGGCCGCUGCACCCCCGCCGCCGCCCGCCGCCCGCCGGCCCGCCGCCCGCGCGCCCGGGGGCCCCCGCGCCGCGCCGCCCGGGGGCUGCGCCCCGGACCCUCGGCGCGCGGCCAACAAUAAGCGCCCAGACAGCUCCCCGCCCGCGCCGCCCCGCCGCCGCGGGGAAAGCGAAAGGAGGAAGCGAAGCGAGGAAGGAAGGAAGGAAGGACGGAAAGAAGGAAGGAGGAAGAAAGGAAGGAAGGAAGGAAGGAAAAAAGGAGGGGAGGAAGGAAGGAGGAGGAAGAGGAGGAGAAGCAGGAGCCGGAGCUGAGCCCUGAGCUUCGGGCAGAGACCCCAGCCCCGGGACCGGGACCGGGACUGAGGGCACGCUCCCCGCCGCCCACGACCAUGCCCCGCGCCCGGGAGGCUGGGACCUAGGCGCCCGGCGGCCCGGACACGCUGGCCCCGGCCGGGCCGGUGUGGAGACCCAGGUGCCCGGGAUCAAAGGACCGCCUCCUGCGCCCCCCGCGCCUCCGCCUGGCGAGCAGGACCCCGACCCACCCCCCGACCCGGACCUGGUCAUGGCGUCCAGCUCCGGCCUGGCGUGAGGAUCCCGACCGAGAGUCCCUGCUCCAGUACCGAGUGCCAGCUGGGCCCUGGGCACGCAGGGGGCGCAGCCCCACUGUGUGCGGGAGCCAUGAGGAUCCUGGCUAACAAGACAAGGUUGCCCCACCCCAGGAGGAGAGAAGCUCCGGGGAGCCCGCCACUGUCGCCCCGCGGCCACUGCCCCCCUGCCCCGUCCAAACCAAUGCACCCAGAAAAUAAGCUGACCAAUCACGGCAAGACAGGGAACGGUGGGGCCCAAUCCCAGCACCAGAAUGUGAACCAAGGGCCCACCUGCAGCCUGGGCUCCAAGGGCGUGGGGGCGGGGAGCCACGGGGCCAAGGCCAGCCAGAUCUCACCCAGCAACUCCAGCCUGAAGAGCGGCCAGGCCGGGGCGCCCCCUUUCAGCUCCCUCAAGGGCAAAGUGAAGCGGGAGCGGAGCGUGUCUGCGGACUCCGGAGAGCAGCGGGAGGCGGGGACGCCCUCUCUGGACCCCGAGGCCAAAGAGGCGGCGCCCCGGAGCAAGCGGCGCUGUGUGCUGGAGCGGAAGCAGCCGUACAGCGGAGACGAAUGGUGCUCGGGGCCAGACAGCGAGGAGGACGACAAGCCCAUCGGGGCCACCCACAAUUGUAAUGUAGGAGACCCUGCCAUGGCGGCCCCGCAGCUGGGUCCUGGCCAGGCCCCCCAGCUCCCCCUCAGUGAGGGCAGUGCCCCAGGGCCCCCGCAUGGGCCCUCUGCAGCCCUGCGGCCAGAUGCCCCUGGGGGCGGUGGUGUCCCCGGAAAGCCUCCCUCACAGUUUGUGUAUGUCUUCACCACCCACCUGGCCAACACGGCUGCGGAGGCUGUGCUGCAGGGCCGGGCCGACUCCAUCCUGGCCUACCACCAGCAGAACGUGCCGCGGGCCAAGCUGGACCAGGCCCCCAAGGUGCUCUCCACCCCGGAGCCGCUCCCCCUGAGCACACCGUCUGCAGGCACCCCCCAGCCCCAGCCCCCUCCACUGCCACCGCCGCCCCCCGCCCCUGGCAGUGCCCCCCCUGCUCUGCCUCCUGAGGGGCCCCCUGAGGACACCAGUCAGGACCUGACACCCAGCUCCGUGGGAGCUGCCAGCACAGGCGGGGGCACUGGGGGGACCCACCCGAACACCCCUACAGCUGCUACCAACAACAACCCCCUGCCUCCGGGAGACCCCGGCGGCGCCCCCGGCCCUGCCCUCCUGGGGGAGGCCGCGCCCCCGGGAAGCGGGCAGCGCAGCCUGCUGGGCUCGGAGGGGCUGUCCAAGGAGCAGCUGGAGCACCGGGAGCGCUCGCUGCAGACGCUGCGGGACAUCGAGCGGCUGCUGCUCCGCAGCGGGGAGACCGAGCCUUUCCUCAAGGGGCCCCCAGGAGGCGCCGGCGAGGGCGGGCCCCCAGCACCGGCCCCUCCCGCCGCCCCGCAGCCUGCCGCGGCCCCUCCAGGCGGGCUGAAGAAGUACGAGGAGCCCUUGCAGUCCAUGAUUUCGCAGACACAGAGCCUCGGGGGCCCCCCGCUGGAGCACGAGGUGCCGGGGCAGCCCCCGGGCGGGGACAUGGGGCAGCAGAUGAACAUGAUGAUGCAGAGGCUGGGCCAGGACAGCCUGACGCCCGAGCAGGUGGCCUGGCGCAAGCUGCAGGAGGAGUACUAUGAGGAGAAGCGGCGGAAGGAGGAGCAGAUCGGGCUCCACGGGGGCCGCCCGCUGCAGGACAUGAUGGGCAUGGGCGCCGUGAUGGUGCGGGGGCCGCCGCCGCCCUACCACAGCAAGCCCGGGGACCAGUGGCCGCCCGGCCUGGGCGCCCAGCUGCGGGGCCCCAUGGACGUCCAGGACCCCAUCCAGCUCCGGGGCGGGCCUCCCUUCCCCGGGCCCCGCUUCCCAGGCAACCAGAUGCAGCGGGUGCCUGGUUUUGGGGGCAUGCAGGGCAUGCCCAUGGAGGUGCCUAUGAAUGCCAUGCAGAGGCCUGUGAGGCCGGGCAUGGGCUGGACCGAAGACUUGCCCCCCAUGGGGGGGCCGGGCAGCUUUGCUCAGAACCCCGUGCCCUACCCGGGCGGGCAGAGCGAAGCGGAGCGGUUCGUGGCCCCCCGGGUGCGCGAGGAGCUGCUGCGGCACCAGCUGCUGGAGAAGCGGUCCCUGGGCGUGCCGCGCCCCCUGGGCAUGGCCGGCGGCGUGGGGCAGGGCGUGGACAUGGAGCGGGUGAUGCAGGCGCACCGGCAGAUGGACCCGGCCAUGUUCCCUGGGCAGAUGGCGGGCGGCGAGAGCCUGACGGGCACGCCCAUGGGCAUGGACUUCGGCGGAGCCCGGGGCCUCCUGAGCCCCCCCAUGGGGCAGUCCGGGCUGAGGGAGGUGGACGCGCCCCUGGGGCCGGGCAACCUCAACAUGAACAUGAACGUGAACAUGAACAUGAACAUGAACCUGAACGUGCAGAUGACGCCACAGCAGCAGAUGCUGAUGGCGCAGAAGAUGCGGGGCCCCGGGGACAUGCUGGGGCCGCAGGGCCUCGGCCCCGACGACCUGGCCCGCGUGCGGGCGCAGAGCAGCGGCGGCCUGGCGGGCGGCCCGCAGAAGAUGCUGAUGCCCUCGCAGUUCCCCGGCCAGGGCCAGCAGGGCUUCUCCGGGGGCCAAGGGCCCUACCAGGCCCUGCCGCAGGACAUGGGCGGCGCCCAGGACAUGUUCAGUCCCGACCAGAACUCCGUGCCCAUGAGCAACGUGGGCACCACUCGGCUCAGCCACAUGCCUCUGCCCCCCGCGUCCAACCCUCCCCCGGGGCCUGUGCACGCAGCCCCCAGCCGGGGGCUGGGCCGGCGCCCUUCGGACCUCACCAUCAGUAUUAACCAGAUGGGCUCGCCGGGCAUGGGGCACCUGAAGUCGCCCACCCUUAGCCAGGUGCACUCCCCGCUGGUCACCUCGCCCACUGCCAACCUGAAGUCGCCCCAGACCCCCUCACAGAUGGUGCCCUUGCCCUCUGCCAACCCGCCGGGACCUCUCAAGUCGCCCCAGGUCCUGGGCUCCUCGCUCAGCGCCCGCUCGCCCACGGGCUCCCCCAGCAGGCUCAAGUCCCCCUCCAUGGCGGUGCCUUCUCCGGGCUGGGUGGCCUCGCCCAAGACAGCCAUGCCCAGCCCCGGGGUCCCCGCGAACAAGCAGCCGCCGCUCGGCAUGUCCUCCGCCUCCGCCCUGGGCGGCCUGGAGCAGGGCGCCCUCCCGCCCGGCGGCCCCCGGAGCAGCUCCUCCGCGCCGCCCGCCAACCCCGCCGGCGGCCUCCUGACCCCCAGCCUGCCCUUCACGUCCUCCCCGGACCCCGCGCCCUCCCAGAACCCCCUGUCGCUGAUGAUGUCCCAGAUGUCCAAGUACGCCAUGCCCAGCUCCACGCCGCUCUACCACAACGCCAUCAAGACCAUCGCCACCUCCGACGACGAGCUGCUGCCCGACCGGCCCCUGCUGCCCCCGCCGCCGGGCUCCGGGCCAGGGAUCGGCGCCAACCAGGCCAACCCGAUGCACCUGAGCACCGCGGCCGCCCAGAGCCCGCUGGGCGUGCCCCUGCCGGGCCAGCAGCCCCUGUCCCACGAGCCCCCGCCCGCCAUGCUCCCCUCGCCCACGCCUCUGGGCCCCAACAUUCCGCUGCACCCCGGUGCCCAGGGCGCGGGGGGCCCGCCCCAGAACGCCCUGAUGAUGGCUCCGGGGGGCCCCGACUGCGGCCCCGGGCCCGGCUCCUCCCCGAUGAUGCCCUUCCCCCCGCGGCUGCAGCAGCCCCACGGCGGGGGCGGGGGGCCGGGCCUGCAGCAGCACUACCCCCCGGGCAUGGCCCUGCCCCCCGAGGACCUGCCCGGCCAGCCCCCCGGCCCCAUGCCCUCCCAGCAGCACCUGAUGGGCAAAGGCAUGGCCGGGCGCAUGGGCGACGCGUACGCGGGCAUGCUCCCGGGGGUGGCGUCCGUGCUGAGCGACCCCGAGCUGAGUGAGGUGAUCCGGCCCACCCCGACGGGGAUCCCCGAGUUCGACCUGUCGCGGAUCAUCCCCUCGGAGAAGCCCAGCAGCACCCUCCAGUACUUCCCCAAGAGCGAGAACCAGCCCCCCAAGGCCCAGCCCCCCAACCUGCACCUCAUGAACCUGCAGAACAUGAUGGCGGAGCAGACCCCCUCGCGGGCGCCCAGCCUCCCGGGCCAGCAGGGCGUCCAGCGGGGGCUCAGCAUGCCCAUGUGCCACCCCGGACAGAUGUCCUUGCUGGGCAGGACAGGCGUGCCCCCGCAGCAGGGCGUGGUGCCCCACGGUCUGCACCAGGGGGUGCUGUCCCCGUCACAAGGCCUCGUGGCGCAGCAGAACUUCAUGCUGAUGAAGCAGCGGGGCGUGGGCGGCGAGGUGUACGGCCAGCCCCCCCACGUGCUCUCCGCGCAGGGCUCGCUCAUGGGCCCCCCGCCCCAGCAGAACCUCAUGGUGCACCCCCUGCGGCAGCGCAGCGUGUCUCUGGACAGCCAGGUGGGCUACCUCCCGGGCCCGGGGGGCGUGGCCAACCUGCCCUUCUAGCACUCCCUGCGCGGCCGAGGCAGCGUGUCACCUGGAGCGUGUCUUCCAGCCGUGGCGGGGCCGUGGCGGGGGCCGUGGCCGGGGCGGGGGCCGUGGCGGGGG
This is a messenger RNA of Pipistrellus kuhlii (Kuhl's pipistrelle), 5517 nucleotides long. It is a transcript of the gene BCL9L, whose product is annotated as BCL9 like. NCBI's taxonomy places the organism in Eukaryota, Metazoa, Chordata, Mammalia, Chiroptera, Vespertilionidae. Gene Ontology annotation, biological process: positive regulation of transcription by RNA polymerase II; negative regulation of transforming growth factor beta receptor signaling pathway; canonical Wnt signaling pathway. The record is from RefSeq and is a predicted model, not a curated record. The transcript is spliced from 9 exons. Gene Ontology annotation, cellular component: beta-catenin-TCF complex. Bases 985 to 5415 code for a protein of 1476 amino acids. Gene Ontology annotation, molecular function: transcription coactivator activity; beta-catenin binding.